AUGGUGGCUUGGCCGCUCUACGCCGAGCAGCACCUGAACAGGAAUGUUUUGGUGAACGAUAUGAAGAUGGCUAUUGACUUGGAGCAGAGGGAGGAUGAUGGAUUUGUGAGUGGGGAUGAGUUGGAGAGAAGGGUUAGGGAGUUGAUGGAGUCGGAACAAGGGAGGGAGCUCAGGGGAAAAAGUUGGAAGAUGAGGGAAAUGGCUUUGGCUGCUUUGGGAACAGCAUCUGGGGAUGAAGAUUUGGCUAUCUGGAAUUCCAAAAAAGGGCUGUAUUCUUGUGCUGAAACCUGGGAUUGUCUAAGGGAGAAAGCUGAUGUUAGUUGGUGGAAAGCCGUUUGGUUUUCUGGUGCUAUUACCCAACAUGCUUUCAUACUUUGGAUGGUCUUCAAGGAUGCUUUGAAUACUAAAGAGAGGAUGUGUAAAUGGGGUUUCAAUGGCUUCAGUUGUAGAAUUUGGAGGUCCUUGUUGGCGGAUUGUUUGGUGAGUAAACCGCUGGUGGAUUGGGAUGAUGUAGUUCAGUGGUGUGCGUUUCAGUUGAGAGGAGAUUCAUUGGAAACUAGGCUCUGCAAAUUGAGCCUUGGAGCUGUAAUUUACCACAUCUGGAUGACCAGGAAUCAUUUGAUACAUGGAAGCACUCCUAGUACAGAGGAGAGCCUUAUUUCCAAGAUUAGAUGUGAAGUGAGAUCAAGGAUUAUGGCUAAGGGAGGCUAUACCAGCCCUGCAGAGAAUCUUAAGCUUUUGAAGAUAUGGAAUUUGCAGAACAUAGUCUGA
Alnus glutinosa is the source of this 771-nucleotide messenger RNA. RefSeq lists its product as uncharacterized. The transcript is spliced from 3 exons. The coding region runs from base 1 to 771 and encodes 256 amino acids. The record is from RefSeq and is a predicted model, not a curated record. Lineage: Eukaryota; Viridiplantae; Streptophyta; Magnoliopsida; Fagales; Betulaceae.